Dermochelys coriacea (leatherback sea turtle) is the source of this 3115-nucleotide messenger RNA. It is a transcript of the gene CHID1, whose product is annotated as chitinase domain containing 1. The transcript has 11 exons. The record is from RefSeq and is a predicted model, not a curated record. The coding region runs from base 211 to 1203 and encodes 330 amino acids. Gene Ontology annotation, biological process: carbohydrate metabolic process. Gene Ontology annotation, molecular function: oligosaccharide binding; chitin binding. Gene Ontology annotation, cellular component: extracellular region. Lineage: Eukaryota; Metazoa; Chordata; Testudines; Dermochelyidae.
GGGCCAGAGCAGCGCGGGCCGGCGCAGGGAGCGUGGGUGGCCGCUUUAAGAGGGCGAGCGCGGGGGUGGGCCCCUCCCCCCCGCUCGCUUCCACUUCCGAGUCCGGGCGGCGGAGGGAAGCAGCAGCAGCAGCAGCAGCAGCAGGCGGGAAGAAAGAAUCAAAAGUCUAGUCUCUUUUAAACAGAGCUGACUGGCAUAGUGGAAAUUGCCAUGAGACUUCUCUGUACUGCACUUUCUUUGGCCUUGAUUUACCAGCUGGUUGAUGCUACGUUAUCAAAGACAGAUGCAAAGAAAAUGGCUUCAAAAACGCUGGAGGAAAAGAUACGGCAUUCAGACAAAAUUGUACAAGACCGGGGUCUGGUAGUCACUGAUCCAAAGGCAAAAGAUAUUGUGUUGGAACACAAAAGUUACUGUGCCAAGAAAAUAAAGGAGAGACACUUCUUGGGAGAUGUUCUGGGAUAUAUCACCCCUUGGAACAACCGUGGCUACGAUAUUGCUAAAGUGUUUGGAAACAAAUUUAUGUUGAUCUCCCCAGUCUGGCUACAGGUGAAAAGAAAGGGAAAGGAGAUGUUCCAGUUCACAGGGCUACAUGAUGCUGACCAAGAUUGGAUAAAAGAUGUCAAGAAAAACUCUAAAAACAUCAAAAUAGUUCCUCGGAUUUUGUUUGAUGGAUGGACUUACCAAGAUUUUGAGAGUGUUUUUGGCAGUGAGGAUGAGAUAGAGGAGCUUUCCAAGACCAUGGUGCAAAUAGCCAAGGAAGAAAAUUUUGAUGGAUAUGUAGUUGAAGUGUGGAGUCAGCUGGGAAAUCAAAAGCAAGCGGAGCUGAUUCAUUUGCUCACUCACAUCUCGGAAGCUCUCCAUGAAGCACAACUUAAGCUAAUACUGGUCAUCCCACCUGCUGUGACACCAGGGACCAACCAGCUGGGAAUGUUCACAAAGAAAGAAUUUGAUCAAUUGGCCCCAGUAAUGGACAGCUUCAGUCUCAUGACAUACGACUAUUCUACACCACAGCGGCCUGGCCCAAACUCCCCUCUUCCCUGGGUACGGGCCUGUGUUCAGGUGCUUGAUCCUGAAUCCAAAUGGAGGAGUAAAAUUCUGCUGGGGCUGAAUUUCUAUGGCAUGGACUAUUCAGCACUGGGUGCCUCUGGAGAGCCUAUCCUUGGUAACAGUCAUAGACCAUGUACCUCCUGCCUCAAGUUCUGAGGAAGAUGAAAGAAUGGAGCAUCUGUGAUCUUGAUUGCUCCCGAGUGGCUCAGGCAGUUCUGGCUCCCAAGCAUUCUCCUAACAACCCUAUGCAUCCAUAUUCAACUCUUCCCAGGCUUAUUGACUCAGGACAGAGACAAGAUGAAACACCCCAGUCCAACAUCCCUCCAUCUAACAGCAUGGUAUUUGUAUGAGCAAUGGACCUAGAAAAUCAUGCUUGGAAGUGAUACAAUCCAUCCUGAGCAAUAGUGAAAGAGAUUCCAUAAGGAAAUGCUACACAGCAAAAUGGAAAAGAUCCAGCAUUGCCAGAUACCCCCAGAGGGAGCCAAGAGCCCUAUUAUUCUGGACUAUUUCCUCUUUCUAAAAAUGUCAGAACUAUUUCUCAGCUCCUUGCAGGUCCACCUGGCAGCUAUGAGGGCUUUUCACCAUCUGGUGGAUAGCCAUUCAUCUUCCCCCAUCCUAAUACAGUGUGGUUUCUAAAUGGAUUUGUGAGAUCUUCUCCUUUGAUACCGAAACCUAACCCAACAUGGAUCUCAACCUAUGUCCUAUUGGCAUUAAUGCAGGCUCCAUUCUAACCCUUAGCCUUGUAUUUCUUUGUUUAUCUAUCUUUGAAGAUUGCCUUUCUGGUUGCCAUCACCUCAGCCAAAAGGGUAGGGGCAGUGGGAACUCUUGUGGCUGAUCCACCUCAUAUAAUCUUCCAUAAGGACAAUGUUUUCCUGGAGUUUACUUCCAAAUUCUUUCCCAGGUAACCUCGUAAUUUCCUCUAAAUCAUGUUAUUCACUUACAUGUCACGUUCUGAAGCCGCAUGCUACCAGAUAGGACAAAAAACUACACUCUGGAUAUAUGUUGAGCCUUGGCCUUCUACCUGCGGAGGGCAAAACCCUUUUGGAAAUCCCCUAAACGAUAUGUCUCCUUUGCUUGGGAAUAGAGAAGUGUAGCCUUGCAUGUAUAUAUGUAUAUGAAAAGAAAGGUAUUGAUUAAUGCUGUAAUGUAAGUAGUGAAUCAACAGGUCCAAGGCAUAUAAGGUAAGGAUGGCUUAGCAUAACUAAGGAUUGGGCUUGACAUGGUUAGAUGAUAGGCAGGUGACCUUAAAUCACAAGGUAAAGUAUAAACAGCAUGCAAGUAUUAAAAAUUAGUCAGCUAGUGUUAAGUAAGAAACCACAAACACAGGUUGCAACUCCAAUAUUGUGAUUCUUUGUAUAGAGAUUUCAUAUCUAAGUACAUAUGCAACAUUACUUUUUUUAAAAGGCUCUUUAGACUUUUAUUGUAUAGAUUUCAGUCUUGCAUGGAGGGAUAACUUUGGGCUUGACUGUACACAUGAGAGGAUCCAGAUUUUGCAAAAAGAAAAAAAUGACUUUAUAUUAAUGCGAUGAUUAAAAGGACAAUAAAAUUCACCUGGUUACUGUGGACUUGCAUAUGGAGACUAUUGGACCUGAGUGUCUCGGUUAGCAGAAUUGUUAUGCUGAAAAUAAGAAAUAUAUACCUUUGUGUAUUACUGAUAAGGAUAAAUGCCAUCCUAAAUGUGCAAGCACAUCCUGAAUGGAAACUGGGGUGGGUAAACUGCUCUUCAGAAGAUGACCUCAAAACUCUCCCUAUUUCAUUCUAAGUGAGCCCAGACUUAGACUGUAUCUUUCAAUGGCUAACACUAAUUCUUUCUGCCUUCUGAGGAAAAGGACGCCUUACACACACUUCUUUCAGCUUCUUUUGGUAUGCUGCCUGAUCAAAAGUGAUUCACCCACAUAAAAGGUCAAGCAGCGAACAAAGUAACUAUUAUAGGCAAUAUUAAAACUUGGCUUAAAAGCAAUGCAAGCUAUUUGAUGAAGCCAUGUAGCUUUAUCAGUGAACAUCACUUAAAUGAUAACACUUAUUAUAAUUGUUCUUUAUUUCUCACAGCUGUUGACUAGACCCGAGC